Dipodomys ordii (Ord's kangaroo rat) is the source of this 621-nucleotide messenger RNA. Its product is annotated as olfactory receptor 10AG1-like. The record is from RefSeq and is a predicted model, not a curated record. Gene Ontology annotation, biological process: G protein-coupled receptor signaling pathway. NCBI's taxonomy places the organism in Eukaryota, Metazoa, Chordata, Mammalia, Rodentia, Heteromyidae. Gene Ontology annotation, molecular function: G protein-coupled receptor activity; olfactory receptor activity. The transcript has a single exon. The annotation marks the transcript as partial. Gene Ontology annotation, cellular component: membrane.
CUUCUGGGAGUAACAGAAUGUUUCAUUCUGACUGCAAUGGCUUAUGACAGGUAUGUCGCCAUUUGUAACCCACUGCUCUACCCUCUCAUCAUGAACAGCAGACUGUACCUCCAACUGGCUGUGGGCUGUUGGACCAGUGGAGUUCCAGUACAUAUCGGUUUCACAUACUGGAUGUUCUUUCUACCUUUCUGUGGACAUAAACAUUUGAAUCACUUUUUCUGUGACAUACCUCCCGUCCUUGCUCUCGUGUGUGGGGACACUUUCAUGAUUGAGAUGGUGCUUUAUUUAAUUGCUUUCAUAGUUGUCACUAUUCCGUUUACGUUGAUACUUGGCUCUUAUCUGAAAAUACUCUUAACCAUUGUGAAGCUGCCUUCUGCCAGUGGGAGAGCCAAGGCCUUCUCUACCUGUUCUUCCCACCUCAUGGUUGUGGCUUUAUUCUUUGGCUCAGGCAUCGUAACUUAUUUGAGACCCAAGUCCAGUCAUUCUCCAAGAAUGGACAAAUUCCUUUCUCUCUUUUAUACCAUUGUGACUCCCAUGUUUAAUCCCAUGAUAUAUUGCUUGCGAAACAAAGAUGUGAUUUUGGCAUUGAAAAAAUUCCUCCUGAAAUGGAUUGUGUUAUGA